Messenger RNA from Trypanosoma grayi, 2541 nucleotides. RefSeq names its product putative guanylate cyclase. The coding region runs from base 1 to 2541 and encodes 846 amino acids. The record is from RefSeq and is a predicted model, not a curated record. NCBI's taxonomy places the organism in Eukaryota, Euglenozoa, Kinetoplastea, Trypanosomatida, Trypanosomatidae. The transcript has a single exon.
AUGCUGGUGUCACGGCGCAUUGCUGCCCUGCAACAGCUGGAGCAGAAGCUUCGCCGCAUCGUUAAGGAGGAGGCGAUUCUGUGUUUUAAUACUCACAAAUCUAGGGUGGAUCUUGGACAACAGGUGAAGUUGAAAAGAUGUGCGGAUAUGAAGGAGAAGUUACUCUUUCGUCAAGUUCCGGUGACUCUGUCUCUCUUAGAGCGCAGUUUCCUUCCCAUUUUGCGUGACGCAAAACCCUCUAGCUAUACCUCUGCGGAUGCCAACGGGGUCGUCUUGCUCGAGGAUUUGACGAUGGCUCCAUCAAAGUCGUCAGACGUCUUCGCCCAUACGUUGCCGUGCUGUGGCCAGGGUGAAAAGGAGCCCCAAAAGCAAGACUUGCGAGUGGGGCAUGUGACGUCAAAAAAAAUGUCGUGUCAACAGCAGCGGCGUCUGUUGAGCUCUCCAGGGCGCAUGCUGCGCCUGUUAUGUUCGCUGCAUUUUUUGGAGCAGGAACGACGAAAGCUGUUUCGCUACCACGGGAGUCGUUUGGAUUCCAAACUUCGAGCAACGGAGCAGACAGCGCGUCUUGCUCACAAGAAGCAAAAGGACAAGAACGCGCUGACAGCGGCACGCCAGUCUGUGAGCGAGGCGAAGGCAGACGUUGUGCUUCUCCAAAACUCGUUGCUCUCACGGUCCUACAUCUCUGCUAGACUGUGGCGACUCCUCCUGCAUGAGGAGAUAUGGCUAGCGGCGGUGCGGGAGGGCCACACAAAGGGUGCCGCCACGGCCCCCUCAGUGCUUUUGAUGCUCCUUUCCUUCACGCGCCUUGGCUUUGGUGUCCUGCAGGACUCCGUUCAGGGUCAUGCACUGAACACGCAUGCUCCACGCUUCGUAGUGUCACUGCCUUCACACAAGAUGCGACGACGAAAGAAUGCCGGUGCUGGCGCGAGCGAUGCAGGAAGCCGGGUGGCCCCGUCGCCGCACGCUUCGGUGGAAGAAGCGGGUGACAGUGAGGAUUUGUUGGGGAUGAUGAUGAUGACAAUGACGACGAAAGCGGCUGUGGCGUCACCGACUACAGUGGAAGAGAGAUCAGAAUCAGAAUCUAUGAUAAAAACGGUAGAAACGCCACGGUCCACAGUGAGACCAGCAAAUGACCGAAAAGAAGGAAUUCAAUGGCUUCGGUGGCUGCCACCCUCUUCGUGCAACGCUGCCUCAUUGGCGCUAGAGACACUGGCCUUAUGCUCCCUUAUUUUGCCGACGCUUGACAUCACCACCAUAGUGGUUCAUUGCGGGCAGGCACAAGAGCUCUUCGAACUGUUAUCGGUUUUGCAGGUAACUGCCUCAUCCUUGUUGGCACUGCACAUUGAUAAGGCUACGGAAGAGACCGUGGUGUUGCACCACACGCUGCGGCGCCUGGAGGACGCAAUGCUGGGUUGUGGAAAAAUCGCUAAACAGGCUCUUGUCAUGCAAGCUGAUGGCAGUUUCCCGCCGCUGCCUCCCGUCAAGGCAGCGCGUUUGUUGCUCGGUUUGGGCUCCAUGCAUCUCCUUCAGACAGAUGAGCGCACUUCGCAUCAGCUUCUCUCGAAGCUUGUGGUGUGCAUAUUUCCUCAGCUCUCUACAGGUACGCAGAGAGCUCUAAUGGCGAAGUCUCGGCAAAAUUCUCUCUACGCAUUCGCUACAAGGAGCCAUCGGGCAAAGCUGUGUCGUGAGCAUGGGCGCAAAAAUAUGGAGUCUGCCCUCUUGGAAUCUGUUCGGGCGCGUGCACGUCUGCAACAGCGGCAAAUGCAAGCAGCACUUCGAACGAAAUACCUCGAAGAAAUCAACAACCGCAGUGUUGGGCAGCUUGCAGAGAGUCUUCCAGUAUACUCACUCAUUGCGUUGUUCAAUCUGUUGGUGCAAGCAGCACGUGAUGCACCGCGGCAUGAGAACGAUUCGCAAGGCCUCCUCGUAACGGCGGCUCUCUUCGUUGCAGAAGGCGUUUUGGUCGCAGGUGCACGCACGUCAUCUGGUGAAAAUAACAUGCUACAGCCGGGCGAGCUGCCAGUUCUCCUCUCAGCCCUUGGUGUGCUCUGGCCGUUGGUAAAUGAGCGGUAUCAGCUGCUGCAUCACUCAAUGGGCGGUCAUCACCUCGAGCAGCGGAGGGGCAUGGGAGACUCCCUGGCAAAGUCUGAAAUGGUGAUGGUGUCGUACCUUACAGACAUGAUCUUUGGUGCUGUCAACGCGGCGGUUGCAGAACGCGUGCAACGUGCCGAAACAACCACUAAACCACUUACUGAGACGGGAGAAACAGGUCAAAUUCUCGCUGUGGAUGAUAUCAUCGCCAUUGUUUCCGGGCUUAACGAAUGGUGUGCCCUUUCACCCAACAGCAAGAGUACUGCCUAUGUGGAGGCGACUGCCGGUCUUCUUCGGCAGCUCCUUGUGGUGGAUAUGGAGCUGUGGAAGGAGUUGCGACAGCUGAGCGAAUUUCGACAGCAACAGUUCUUGCAGACGCUGGGUGAGGUCAUGCGGCGUUCAAACAUGAUGGACGCAACUGUCACACGGGCGUUAUCGGUGGUGUUUUGA